CGCAGAUCUCUUCAGACUGACGGGGGAGGAUGUAGUUUGAAAGGAUGAAAAACUGCAGAAGGAGAAUAGUUUCAGAACAUAAUUUCUGUUCUUGGUUCGGGACAUAUCAGAGUUCCACAGGGAAAGGCCACAGAAGUUGCUUCUGGAACAGUCUGCAACCAUUUAAAUACCGCGGAACCGCACCUGAAACCCGGGAAAAGCGCGUAAAGCGAAAGCGAUUUGAUGUCGGAGCUGUGUUACAACCGAGGUUGCGGACUCCGCUUCGAACCGCACAGUAACACAAGCGAUGCUUGUUGUUACCAUCCUGGGGUUCCCAUAUUUCAUGAUGCACUCAAGGGAUGGUCGUGCUGCAAAAAGAAGACAACUGACUUUUCAGAAUUUCUGGCAAUCCCGGGGUGCACCAAAGGUAAGCACUCCAACGUGAAGCCGCCAGAGCCCCCGAAACCGGACGUAACAUGUACCAAGGAUGGAACAGAUAACCUGCAGUCAGGGACUGCCACUGAGUACAUCAUGAAGGGUCCCAAAUCAGCAGAGAUGAUGAAGAAAGAAAGACCAAGUUCCGAUGAGCCAAUGGUAAAACUACCUCAGAGGGUCUCCAAGUCACUGCAGGAGUCAUUGGACAAGCUCAGUGAAUCAAAUCAGAAAACGGACACAAAGAAAAAGGAUGACAUCAGUAGCGGCGUUAAAGUGGGCACCUUCUGUAAAAACGCUGGCUGUAAGACGGCAUUUCAGGGGCUGGAGAGCGAUCGGGAAUUGUGCCACUUUCAUCCUGGAAUACCCAUCUUCCAUGAAGGAAUGAAGUACUGGAGCUGCUGUAAGAUAAAGACCACUGAAUUUGAUGAGUUCCUCGAACAGCCUGGCUGUGUCAGAGGCAAGCACCUCUGGACCAAGAAAGAAUCAGAUAAGAAGUUGGUUGGCUGCCGAUACGACUGGCAUCAGACUGGCAGUACGGUCGUUCUCACAGUUUAUGCAAAAACAUCCAGCCCAGAGCACAGCUACGUAGAUGCUAACCAGACAAUGUUGACUAUCCACAUCAUGUUUGAAAAGGACAAAGUUUUUCACAAAGUAUUAAAUCUAUGGGGUGUUGUAGAUACAAGUAAAAGCUUCGUCACUAUGGGCCCAACAAAAGUGGAAAUCAGCCUUCGAAAAAUGGAUCCUGUGAGCUGGGCCAAACUUGAACUGCCUCCGCAUAAAGUUGAAGAGAAGGAAGAAAAGAAAGAACAGAAGGAAGAAAAGAAAGAGAAAGGAGAAAGCCAAAAAGAAGAGAAAGUAGAGGAGAGUAAACCUAUUGCUCAGAAGUUUAAUGAAAAGUACCUGGGCGAUGAGCCGCCGCCUCUCGAAGAUGAUGAAUCUGAUGAUAGUUUAGGACUAUCUGAUACUGAAGAAGAAUUUGAUUGAUGUUUCAUUGGAUCCAACAACAAGUAGCAAAGUACUGCAAUUUUAUACAGUUUUGCUUUUCUGAUGUUAGAAAAGAAGCAUAGUUUGCAGUGUGGAGUAUCCCCUAAACAUUAAAAUAUUUGCAGAAUGUAAGAAACACAUGCAAAUAAAUGAUCAUUCAGUGAUCAUUCCAGAGCGUAGUUUGAUUUUAAGGUUUCAAAGAUGCCAUGUUGCUUAUCUGGCACUCAGCAGAAUGUUUCUCCAGCUAAGUGUCCGGAAGAUUAUAACUUUUGUCUUUAACCUCUGCUAAAGGAAGCAUUCACUGAUUUCAUUCCUCGCCCUAGUAAUGAUCUGAAACUACACCACACUAUUCAAUGUUUUGGUAUGAUUUGUUUUUGCCUGUUUUCUGAUAACUUCUGAUCUGCUCCUGGUGACUUACUUAUCUGUUACCAAACCGGCUAUUUCAUCUCCCGGCUCCUGGUUCAGCACACCUCCUCUUUUGCACCUUUGUUAACGGGCUCUGCAGAUUGGCCGCCUCCUCUUUUCCACCAUCCGCAUCAUUUCCAAAACUCUGCUGUCUAUCUGCUUUGUUUGAUAUCAAGUUCAUUGCGACACAGACAAAACUGUGGAGGAGCUCGGCAGGUCAGGCAGCAUCUGUGGAAAUGAAUAAACAGCUUCAAUACCCUCACCUGUUCACAAUGUCUUCAUUCUGUGUGCAGCACUGUCAGAUUGUCGAGCUCUCACAGAAGUGAUACAAGCGACCGAGUCAUUGUCUCAGCUCUCAGCACGACAGUGACAAGCCCUGUCACACUACACCUGUCCACAGAGGGGCUUUACUGUAGCGUGGUGGUGACGUUACAAGACUAUUUGCCACUGUCUAGCAACAUCCCAUCAUUCUGGAGAAUUUAAAUUAAAUAUAUAAAAUCUGGAGUUUAGAAGAAAAGUUCUUGGUAAUGAAAGGCAUGAAAGUUAACGGAGUUUUGUAGAAAACAAAUCGAUCUGGUUCAUUAUUGUCCGUCGGGAAGAAAUGUACUGUCCCUGCAUCCUCUGGUUGAUUGGCGUCUGAAGGUGUGCAGGCUCAGUGACAAUUAGAGCGGGACAAUCAUGCUGACUUGAAUAAAUUAUAAGCAACCAACCACAUUUGAGUUAUCAGAAUAAAUGAAUGGAUGAGAAACUCCGCACUGAAGUGGCUUAAGGAUUCAGCUGUGCAGUAUGGGGACUAUGCGACGUGAGGUACGCUGCUGCAGGCCACUGGCCUGGUGUUUGUUGUAUUCCGCAACAUUUUUCAAAUUGUUCAACGUGGUACAUUGAGCCAGACAUACCCCACUGAAGGCACAGCCCUCAGAUAGGAGCAGAGAGCAAAAGAGGAAAUAGGUAAAUUCAUGUCCAGGAUAUCCAUACCAACUCA
This is a messenger RNA of Mobula hypostoma (lesser devil ray), 2785 nucleotides long. RefSeq lists its product as uncharacterized. The coding region runs from base 223 to 1398 and encodes 391 amino acids. The record is from RefSeq and is a predicted model, not a curated record. The transcript has 12 exons. Lineage: Eukaryota; Metazoa; Chordata; Chondrichthyes; Myliobatiformes; Myliobatidae.